This is a messenger RNA of Lodderomyces margitis, 870 nucleotides long. RefSeq lists its product as uncharacterized. Gene Ontology annotation, cellular component: SAS acetyltransferase complex. Bases 1 to 870 code for a protein of 289 amino acids. The record is from RefSeq and is a predicted model, not a curated record. Lineage: Eukaryota; Fungi; Ascomycota; Pichiomycetes; Serinales; Debaryomycetaceae. The transcript has a single exon. Gene Ontology annotation, molecular function: histone acetyltransferase activity.
AUGUCAGAGAAGGAACAGUCACGAAAGCUCCGAUCAGAAGAUUCUAGUAAUGUGGCGCUGAACAAAAACUUGUUCAACUUUGAUAACAUAAAUGCCUACUUGUACCAAGAUAAACCCAUUUUUAUUGACAAUUCAGGCAAGGACCAGUUGUACCAUUACUUUAAGGGAGAUGAGGAGACACCAACAUUGAGAGUGACGGAUGUCAAGCAAAUUGCUAGGAAACUCCCGAGAAGAAGAACGAAAGUGGAUCCACUACCCGACCCCAAGUAUGGUAUUUUUCAUCGUAAAAUGAAAAAGGAAGAAACUCAAAUGUUGAAUGAGGAAAAGAUUAAAAACUUGGUUGAAGUUGACAAUUUAAAUACCAGUUUGCAACUCCUCAACCAGUAUGAUUGGAUCCGACAUCUCCCCUUGAUUACAAAAAUCAACAAUGCCAUGGAUUAUGAAGAGAUGGAAAGAAAGAAAGAUUUAACCAUUAAUGAGAUAGAAAAGUUGUUGGAAAAACAAGCCUUGUGGAAAAAGAAAAGAGACAGGUUCAUUAAUGACGCUCGGCAGUUUCAUAAUGGUGGAAGCGUAGCUGUGGCAAAUGCACAUGCGCUCGAUCAAACCCGAACGAGCUCUUUCAAGGCCCACCCAACAGGAACCACCAAUAAUUCACACGAAAAUCAUCACCUCAAAACGCAGGCACACACCACAAAUCCAGUGGCUAUUAAGUCCAAUGUUAAGCUUGACAAUCUUGACUCCUCGACAGAGAUCAACCUACGUGGGACUUCAAACGAGUUAUUUGGAGUGGGUCUACAUGAGAUUGAACCACCCAAAACUGGGUUUCAAUUGCCAUUGGGAUGGAGGCGACAGAUGGGAAACAAAAGCUAG